This is a messenger RNA of Trichoderma virens Gv29-8, 1095 nucleotides long. RefSeq lists its product as uncharacterized. The coding region runs from base 1 to 1095 and encodes 364 amino acids. Lineage: Eukaryota; Fungi; Ascomycota; Sordariomycetes; Hypocreales; Hypocreaceae. The record is from RefSeq and is a predicted model, not a curated record. The transcript is spliced from 2 exons.
AUGGUGGGUGGAGAGUGCUCAUCACAAGCUAACAACACUGGUAAGCCGCGCUCGAGGCAGAGAACUCACAAGCCGGCUCCAGCCCUCGACGUGCCAGACAUUGAAGAAAACGCGCCCGAGAGGAAACGCAUUCUUAAUGUGCUAGCACAGCGCAGAUACAGAGAGAAGAAGCGCCUGCGACGACAAAACGAGAGGAACAAAGAAAAGGGCCAAGAAAUCAAAGAGACUAGCAAUAUCACAGGCGAAGCUCAGGACAAUAAUGACAGAGAAAUCGACGCUGAAUUCAUUUCAACUUCUGGCCAGUCUCAAGGUACUAGUGGCCUGAAUGAGAUUGACUUCAGCUUGGCGGGAUGGACUACGACCAUGUUCAACAACAACAUUAGCGGCAAUGCGUCGAUGCCAUUGUUACUUACAGAUACAUCAAUUUUUUCGGACUUUUCAUCUACAUCAAUAACAGAGGAAAGCUCUGGAGAGGAAGGUCUCGUUUUCAGCAACAGCGAAAGCCUAGAUGGGAAUUUGACCGACAUAUUACCACCAACUUGGGACAGCUCGUCUCCGUCGUCGUCGUCGGAUGGUAGCUUUGCCGACAGCUAUCUCUUACCUGUUCACGAACUUACACUUCUGCGGGCCGUCAUGAGAAUAGCAGAGCGCAUUGGCUGCCGCCAAUCAUUGUGGAAUCUGGAAGCCGUCUCUCCAUUCUCCCAAGGAACCGCCACGCCGAGUGAACAGCUCCCCUUUGCAUGGAAGCCCACGGCCUCUCAGCUUCUGGUGCCGCAUCAUCCGCUGUUGGAUUUUUUGCCGUGGCCAGGAGUUCGUGACAGGGUGAUUAACAUAUUCUCGAUGCCCGAUGAGAUGCGGCCCCCCAACGCGACUGGCCCGCUUGCCUUGGUCAAUUUUGCGUAUGACAUUGAGGAUAACUCAGAGGGUGUGCGCAUCUAUGGCGGCGAUCCGUAUGAUCCGAAUAGCUGGGAAGUGGGACAGGUGUUAUUUGAACGAUGGUGGUUUAUCUUUGACCGAGAUGUCAUUGAGAAUAGCAAUCGCUGGCGCCGACUGAGAGGAGCACCGCCGCUGGCAUUGAAAGGGAUGCCAUCUUGA